GGGAACUACAUGGUGCUCAAUUUUUCAAGAUGUCGUCGCUGGAACAGAGGCUGUCGCGAAUCGAGGAGAAACUAAAGCAGGAAAAUGAAGAAGCUCGCCGGAGAAUCGACCUUAACAUCGACAUGAGUCCACAGCGAUCGCGUCCGAGGCCGAUCAUCGUGAUCCAGCUCAGUCCUGCUCCAGCCCCUUCCCAGCGUGCAGCGCUCCAGCUGCCACUGGCCAACGAUGGAGGCAGCCGUUCAUCAUCCUCAGAGAGCUCGCCUCAGCACCAUCCUUACCCCAGCCGCCCGCGACACAUGCUCACCCUGCCCACGCCUCCGUACGGCCUGCAGAAGAGCUUAGAGAAUGCAGAGAUUGACCAGAAAUUACAGGAGAUCAUGAAACAGACGGGUUAUCUGAAGAUCGAUGGCCAGAGGUAUCCAGCAGAGGUCACGGACCUGAUCAGUGAAGGAGAGAUUGGCAGCGGGACCUGUGGACAGGUCUUCAAAGUGCGAUUCAAGAAGACCGGCCAUGUCAUCGCUGUCAAACAAAUGCGUCGCACAGGCAACAAGGACGAGAACAAGAGGAUCCUGAUGGACCUGGAUGUGGUGCUGAAGAGUCAUGACUGUCCUUACAUCAUUCAGUGCUACGGCGCCAUAGUUACCAACACGGAUGUAUUCAUUGCCAUGGAGCUGAUGGGAACGUGUGCUGAGAAGCUGAAGAAGAGAAUCCAGGGCCCCAUCCCAGAGCGAAUUCUUGGAAAGAUGACAGUGGCAAUAGUGAAGGCGCUGCUGUACCUAAAAGAGAAACACGGUGUCAUUCACCGGGACGUCAAACCCUCCAACAUCCUCCUGGACGCUAAAGGUCAGAUCAAACUGUGCGAUUUUGGCAUCAGCGGACGCCUCGUCGACUCCAAGGCCAAAACCCGCAGCGCCGGCUGUGCCGCCUACAUGGCGCCUGAGAGAAUAGACCCUCCAGAUCCCACCAAACCUGACUACGACAUCCGAGCAGACGUGUGGAGCCUUGGCAUCUCUCUGGUGGAGCUGGCCACGGGACAGUUUCCCUACAAGAACUGCAAGACAGACUUUGAGGUUCUGACCAAAGUGCUGCAGGAAGAUCCUCCUCUGCUGCCUCUCGGCAUGGGCUUCUCCCUCGACUUCCAGUCCUUCGUCAAAGACUGCCUCACAAAGGAUCACAGAAAAAGGCCAAAAUACCACCAGCUGCUGGAGCAUAGUUUCAUCCGCCGUUACGAGGUGCUGGAGGUGGACGUGGCCGGUUGGUUCCAGACGGUGAUGGAUCGCACCGAGUCGCCUCGCAGCAGCCAGUGUUACAGCCAUCAGCACCAGCUCCACUCGCUCUUCAGUAGGUAGCCUAGCCCAGCCCGGCGUUAGCUUAGCCAGACGCUAGUCUUGCCUAGCUUUAGCUUUGCCAAGCCCAGACUCAGUCUGUCCUAGUCUAGCCCAGCGUUAGCAGCUAAGCCUAGUGUUAAACCCAGCCCGCCUGUCCAUCUGUCCACCGGAGAGCCCACAGAGGAGAGGGAGAGACGGAGACUCGAUGGAGUGAUGGACGGAGACAUGGACUGAUGGAUGGAUGGAUGACACAGGUGGUUGUGUUUAUCAGAGUGUUGAAUCUGGACAGGCAGACACGGGAAGGAGGGAAGAGAAAAAGGGGCACACUGUAGUUAGCUUCAUCAUUUUCACACCGUCGCGUCUCGUCACAUUAUCAUAUCAUGUCACAUCAAGGCGUGUGUAACUGCCACACACACUUGCAUACAAACUGUGUGUGUAUCUUGUAUGUGUUUCUACAUUUUGUCCACACUUUGCAUUAGUUCUUCACCUACAUGUCUGUCUCCAGCAUUGAUCCAAGCGGUUGGAUUAGUCAACAGAGUAGUCACUACACACUGGAACAAAGCAUCUGCUACAUUAGCAAACCUGAAUCUCUCUUGUACAUAAACGUUGUGGAGGACACAGCAGUGUCCGGUGCAAUUAUGAUUCUUCAGGUGUUUCUACUAUCACACAUUCUCAGGCUGAAUCUGUGUGAGUGUAUGCGUGUGUGUAUGCGUGUGUGUAAGACUGUCUGUAUGUAUGGAUAAAUAUCAAGACACAGUCACUUGUUGUUUUUGAAAGCGAGAUUGUAUUUCUUAGCCAUUUGUUCACGCUCACACUACAGCUGUUAACACACAAACCAGAAUGGAUUAAUCUGUUGCUUCAUUUCUAACAUGUUAGGAUCCUAACUCUCAUUAACUUUGACAUGAAUUAUAUUUAGGAAACCCGGCAUUGUAUUUAGCAGCUGCACAAUUGGAAAAAACACAAAAAGACUUACAAAAAAAAUUAGUGUUGCAUUGUACCUUUGUAGAAAACGAGUUGUGUAUGGUUUUGUUUUUGCGUGUUCAGAAUGAUUUGGAGGGAUACUAAGAAGAGAAAAGAUGAGUUAGGCAGGAGGAGGAGUGUCUGACUCUUUCUACAAGUGUGAGAGAAAAGCAGAGAAAGUAGAAGAAGAAGGGAGUUGUGCACUCGUUGGUGACUAUAAGGACGCUUGAAAAGCUGUUACUCGUGUGAGAAGCGAGACGUUGGAGGAGCAGAGUGUUUUUUCAUUGAGAAGGCAAAGAACAGGAGCUUAUCUUGUACAAAGCAUAUAAAUGGAAUAGAUGUUAUUACCUGUGGAGUAUUUCUUUCCCUCACUCUCGGUUUGUCUACCUCUUCCUCUUUGUCCGCCUCUCUGUCUGCCUCUGCUGUUUAGUGUGAUGUAGUGCUCCACAGUGUUACCAGACCAAAGGCUGCGUGUUGGUUGUUGUUGGUGGAGGCAAAGUGAUUUAGACAUUAAGGAACCACACAGACACGUCUUAAUAAAGCACGUUUUGGUGUUUUUUAGAAGCUAGAGCAGGAGUCUCAAACUACCAGCUAUGGGGUUAGAUCCAGCCCAUGAGGUCAUAAAGCUGCCCUCAUGUUUCAAAUUUAAUGUUAAAUUUUUCCAUAAAUUGGUCUAUUUUGGCUUAUCUCUAAUGUUUUCAGUGUUUAUAUUCUUUUAGGCAUAUUUUAAAGUAAUCAUUUACUUUACUUGCAACUUGUGAUUUCAGCAUCUCCCAAUCGUUCAUCAUCUCCUAAUAAUUGAAUCAUUCACUCAGAAAAAUAUCAAGUUUCAAGUGUCCAAGAGUUAGGGUCCUGGUUGCUUUCCAAAACCUAAUGUUUUUCAGUGAGUUGUCUUUUAAGACAGCUCACUGAAAGCAGCAAAGCUUCACUUGUGAAAAAGCUAAAAUUAGUGAAUUUAUGCCAGUUUUGAUUGAAAAAUUAUGUAAACAAUUUUCCAAUAAUUAAAAUUGUUGCUGAUUAAUUUUCUCAUCGAUCAAUUGAUAGAUUAAUACUAAAGCAGUGGUAUACCUGCUAUAUGUAACACCGACUAUAAGCAUAGACCAACAGCCCGCAGGUUUAGCGUGGUGCAACUGACACCUAAUUGUCAAACCCCAAAGAGAAAGGUUGGCUCC
This is a messenger RNA of Plectropomus leopardus (leopard coralgrouper), 3460 nucleotides long. RefSeq names its product mitogen-activated protein kinase kinase 7 (gene map2k7). Lineage: Eukaryota; Metazoa; Chordata; Actinopteri; Perciformes; Serranidae. The record is from RefSeq and is a predicted model, not a curated record. Gene Ontology annotation, molecular function: protein kinase activity; ATP binding. Gene Ontology annotation, biological process: protein phosphorylation.